This is a messenger RNA of Phycomyces blakesleeanus NRRL 1555(-), 2535 nucleotides long. Its product is annotated as Zn(2)-C6 fungal-specific transcription factor. The transcript is spliced from 8 exons. Gene Ontology annotation, molecular function: zinc ion binding; DNA-binding transcription factor activity, RNA polymerase II-specific; DNA binding. Gene Ontology annotation, biological process: regulation of DNA-templated transcription; DNA-templated transcription. NCBI's taxonomy places the organism in Eukaryota, Fungi, Mucoromycota, Mucoromycetes, Mucorales, Phycomycetaceae. Bases 17 to 2341 code for a protein of 774 amino acids. The record is from RefSeq and is a predicted model, not a curated record. Gene Ontology annotation, cellular component: nucleus.
CUAUGUUGCAAACAAAAUGGACGAAGACGUGACUUACGAACAAAAUGGAACCGGCAAGAAGAGAGUCCGAGCCACACAAGCAUGCGUCCUCUGCAGAAAGAAAAAGAUCAAGUGCGAUGGCACCAAACCUGAAUGUCUUCAUUGUCAGGCUGCAAACAUGAAUUGUGAAUACACUGAGAGUAAAAAGAGAGGCCCAAGAAAAGGAUAUGUCCAAGUCCUAGAAGAACGUCUACUACAGAUGGAAAGUCGAUUGAUGAGCGAGAACGGCGAAGGUUCUAGGGAUCCAACCUUGUCACCUAUUACUUCGGGUCAAUCUUCAAGCGACAUUUACGAAAAAGAUACUAGGCAAACCAAGUAUAAACUAUCUUAUGCCGAUCAAACGAUUCAGUUACCAUCUCUCGACAUUGUCCUUCAUUUGGUUGACUUGUUUUUCAAAUACAUAAACUCGGUUUUUCCUCUCAUCCACAGAGGAACUCUCAGACAAGCAAUUAUGAAUGGAACCGUAUCGAAACCUCUUUUAUGGAGUGUCCUAGCCAUUGGUGCACGGUUUUCAGAGCACCCCAAUGUCAAGACGGAUCCUCCAUACCUAGCUGGCGAGAAAUUUGCAGUCAAGGCAGCAUCAUUAAUAAAUUCUGAUCUUUUUGAGCCCACUCUAGAAAACCUUCAAUUCUGGGGAAUCAUGGCCUGUCUUGAAUACGGAAGAGCAUCUGGUUCAAGAUCAUGGAUUUACGGAAGUCUUGCAAUGAGAUUCUGCCAAGAACUUGGACUACACAAAGAAGACACUUUAAAUGAGCCGAUUUUGGCAUCGGAUGGCUCCGUUGAUGCGGUAGCCAUGGCAUUGCGAAGACGUGUAUUUUGGAGCUGUCUUUGUAUUGACAAUGCCGGAACCAACAAUCCCCAAUGUUUUGAGAGAAUGGACUGUGAUGCAAAGGCACCCAAUGCUGCCGAAUGUAUGAUACUUCGCGAUCCGUGCUUUUAUGCCUCUGUAGACAACAAACCAGUGACAAACGACUCAUUGAUGGAUAUUGCAAACCACCACAUGCGUAUGCAGCAGAUAUUCGGCGAUGUUAAUAAAUAUAUGAAUCGCGCAAAGUCAGAGUCCGCAUCUAUUGUCUGGCCGCCGAUUGCAGAGUUUUCUAUUCUUGAUCGUAAAUUGCGCGCUUGGAAAGAAAACCUACCUGAUCGAUUCCAAUACACACCAAACACACUAAAAUUCCACAAGAAGAAUGCAAGUGUAAAUUAUAUCAGUCUCUGGCUGUCAUCACAUGCAGUAUGGUGUUCUAGUAUGAUGGUCCUUCACCGUGGAAGCCUUGCGCACGCAGACAUGAAACCCAAUGAAGUACCCGAAGAGAUAUAUGCUGGGAUCCAGGCAAGCAUUAGUGCGUGCAAGACCAGUGUUGAUCAAGCUACAGGAAUUUUCAGGGCAAUGAAAGACUUGUGUGGCUACAAUAUUCUUCCUUACAUGGGAUAUUCUGCUUAUGUGUUUGCAACGGUCCUCAUGACAUCUGCUUUUUCAAAAGGGCCUGAAGCGUAUAAAAAAAGUGGAGAUGCACUCCAGAUUUUGUAUGAACUUAUCGAGGCAAGUCUCUUUUUUACACCUAUACACAUAUAUGGUUUGAAGCCUUAUUGGCUUAUGUGCGAGCGUCUGGCAAAUAUGACCAAAGAUCUACUGGCGGCACACAGUCGGUUGUACAAAACAGAGAGCAGACAAUCAUUUCCAUAUGGCAUCAAGGCAGAAGAUGUCGUACCAAUGAACUACCGGGGGUCUGUCCAAAACCAGUCAAUGAACUCUCAAUCACACACACCUGGAAUAAACAUUUCCUUGGCACCAUCAGACAUAUCUCUAUCUUCUCUCUUGACGUCCAAUGGCCCUGUCACAUCCACCACUCAAGCAUAUUACAAUAAGAAUAAUGGCUAUUUUUCAACCCCGGAUUCUUCGUCUUCCGGUGGGUCGAUCACAAUAUCUCAACAGCAUCAAAACCAAAACCAAAACCAACAAAAUCAACAGAAUCAACAACAGACCCAGUCUUUCCCGGUCCUUUCUGAACCAUAUCAAAACUCAAAUCCAAGCUGGGGUGGUGAAGUUGACUUUAACAGCCUAGAAUUCUUAUACGACAGUGCAUUGUUUGGUCAAAUUAUGUUUGAUGCGUCUAAGCCAUCAACGAUCCCCGUAUCUGGCUCCUAUGGCUACAUGCCACCCAUUAAUUCUGAAUUUUCCACAUCUGAAAGUAGUCCUCAGUCUAGUACCCCAACAACUUUCGGAGAUACACAAGGACAAAACACACGCACCUCUCUUCAACCAUAUUUAAAUUCAGAAAGGCCUUUGUGGAACUCAUCUUAGAACUUCCAAAAAAAAAAAAAAACUUCUUCUGCUUCUGCCUUUUCUAACACUUCUUCUAUCAUUUCUUUUACCAUUUCUUCUUAUUGAACCAUUCUUUCAUCCUCUCAUUAUUAUUACUAUUAUUACUAUUAUUACUUCCUCUUAUUCUUGUAAUAAUUUCUAUUCAAUUGUAACAAAAGCAGCAUUCCCACUCC